ACCCCAGGCUGUUUGGGCCACUGUGGCCCUCCCGAGGCCGGCGCCGCGGCAAGAGCGCAUCUGGAUUACACAGUUUUGGUCCCAUGCGACCUCCGGUUCCCCCAUCCUGGCCCACGGGACGGAUCAGGAAUGUGAACCUGAGCACGACCGGGGCCACCCGGGGCUUGGCGUCCCGUAUACAGCCACGUGAGCUUGAGAUUUCAGUUUCACGGAAGGAACGUAGGCAAAUGAAAACAAGACCUGGAGAAGUCCUUAUUGAUUGUUUAGAUUCCAUUGAAGACACCAAAGGAAAUAACGGAGAUAGAGGUAGACUCUUGGUAACAAAUUUAAGAAUUAUCUGGCACUCUUUGGCAUUAUCAAGAGUCAAUGUUUCUGUCGGUUACAAUUGCAUAUUGAAUAUUACAACAAGGACUGCUAACUCUAAAUUACGAGGCCAAACUGAAGCUCUUUAUAUACUAACAAAAUGUAACAGUACUCGUUUUGAAUUUAUAUUUACAAAUUUGGUUCCUGGAAGCCCUAGACUUUUUACUUCUGUGAUGGCAGUACACAGAGCGUAUGAAACUUCUAAAAUGUAUCGUGAUUUUAAAUUAAGAAGUGCACUAAUUCAGGACAAGCAACUAAGACUGUUGCCACAAGAACAUGUAUAUGAUAAAAUAAAUGGAGUAUGGAAUUUAUCCAGUGAUCAGGGCAAUUUAGGAACCUUUUUUAUUACCAAUGUGAGAAUUGUGUGGCAUGCAAAUAUGAAUGAUAGUUUUAAUGUCAGUAUACCAUAUCUGCAAAUUCGUUCAAUAAAGAUUAGAGAUUCAAAAUUUGGUUUAGCUCUUGUCAUAGAAAGCUCUCAGCAGAGUGGUGGAUAUGUUCUUGGCUUUAAAAUAGAUCCUGUGGAAAAACUACAAGAAUCAGUUAAGGAAAUCAAUUCACUUCACAAAGUCUAUUCUGCCAGUCCCAUAUUUGGAGUUGAUUAUGAGAUGGAAGAAAAGCCCCAGCCGCUCGAAGCUCUGACAGUCGAACAAAUUCAAGAUGAUGUAGAAAUAGAUUCUGAUGGUCACACGGAUGCUUUUGUGGCUUAUUUUGCUGAUGGCAAUAAGCAACAAGAUCGUGAACCUGUAUUUUCAGAAGAACUGGGACUUGCAAUAGAGAAAUUGAAGGAUGGAUUCACCCUACAGGGACUUUGGGAAGUAAUGAGUUGAUUGACCUUGAGUUGAGAUGGAUUGCUAUUAAAGAUAUCUCUAGUUUAAA
Molecule: messenger RNA, 1239 nt
Organism: Symphalangus syndactylus (siamang)
Lineage: Eukaryota; Metazoa; Chordata; Mammalia; Primates; Hylobatidae
Gene: BBS5
Product: Bardet-Biedl syndrome 5
Biological process (GO): cilium assembly; intracellular transport
Cellular component (GO): BBSome; ciliary basal body
Molecular function (GO): phosphatidylinositol-3-phosphate binding
Source: RefSeq, a predicted model, not a curated record